GGGUUUCCGGUUCCUUGUUGCGGGAGCACCGUAGCCAAGCCUCGUAGCCGUCUCCUCUCCCGUCCUCUCUCUGCCUGCAGGAGCCACGGGCCCGCAGCCCGCAAUCAAGUCCCACAGAGCGGAGAUCUGCACGAGAGGCUUGGGGAUGGGAGGGCCAUGUCGCGGGGGCCUCACCGGUCUCCCCAGAAGCGGGGAGUCCCGAGUUGGAAUCCCGGCUUGGCCCUUCCCUCUGUGUGCGUCCUCGGGCAAAUCACCCAGCAUCCCUAAGCCUCAGUUUGCCCGCUGGUAAAAUGGGCGUCACACUCCCUGCCUCUCCCGGAGGAGAGAGGCUGACGCGGACAUCGCACCAGGCACUGCGCCAGAGCGCGCGCCCAGGUGCGGGGGUCUUGGGGCUCAGGCGCAGCAGCCGGGCCCGCAGCUGCUGGCGUCAUCGCGGAGGGCGGGGCCGCGGGGCGGUGCUCUGGGCCGGGGACGGCUGCUGGAGCGGCGCCCGCCGCGGCUCAGCGCAUUCCCGCUCUCCGCUUCCCUCUCCGCUGCGUCCCCGCGCGAAGAUGGCAACCGAGGGGCUGCACGAGAACGAGACGCUGGCGUCGCUGAAGAGCGAGGCCGAGAGCCUCAAGGGCAAGCUGGAGGAGGAGCGAGCCAAGCUGCACGAUGUGGAGCUGCACCAGGUGGCGGAGCGGGUGGAGGCCCUGGGGCAGUUUGUCAUGAAGACCAGAAGGACCCUCAAAGGCCAUGGGAACAAAGUCCUGUGCAUGGACUGGUGCAAAGAUAAGAGGAGGAUCGUGAGCUCGUCACAGGAUGGGAAGGUGAUCGUGUGGGAUUCCUUCACCACGAACAAGGAGCACGCGGUCACCAUGCCCUGCACGUGGGUGAUGGCAUGUGCUUAUGCCCCAUCGGGAUGUGCCAUUGCUUGUGGUGGUUUGGAUAAUAAGUGUUCUGUGUACCCCUUGACGUUUGACAAAAAUGAAAACAUGGCUGCCAAAAAGAAGUCUGUUGCUAUGCACACCAACUACCUGUCGGCCUGCAGCUUCACCAACUCUGACAUGCAGAUCCUGACAGCGAGCGGCGAUGGCACGUGUGCCCUGUGGGACGUGGAGAGUGGGCAGCUGCUGCAGAGCUUCCACGGACAUGGGGCUGACGUCCUCUGCUUGGACCUGGCCCCCUCAGAAACUGGAAACACCUUCGUGUCUGGGGGAUGUGACAAGAAAGCCAUGGUGUGGGACAUGCGCUCCGGCCAGUGCGUGCAGGCCUUUGAAACACAUGAAUCUGACAUCAACAGUGUCCGGUACUACCCCAGUGGAGAUGCCUUUGCUUCAGGGUCAGAUGAUGCUACGUGUCGCCUCUAUGACCUGCGGGCAGAUAGGGAGGUUGCCAUCUAUUCCAAAGAAAGCAUCAUAUUUGGAGCAUCCAGCGUGGACUUCUCCCUCAGUGGUCGCCUGCUGUUUGCUGGAUACAAUGAUUACACUAUCAACGUCUGGGAUGUUCUCAAAGGGUCCCGGGUCUCCAUCCUGUUUGGACAUGAAAACCGCGUUAGCACUCUACGAGUUUCCCCCGAUGGGACUGCUUUCUGCUCUGGAUCAUGGGAUCAUACCCUCAGAGUCUGGGCCUAAUCAUCUUCUGACAAUGCACUCAUGUAUACCUGAGAAUUUGAAAUCUUCACAUGUAAAUAGAUAUUACUUCUAGAGGAGCUUAGAGUUUAUUGCAGUUUAGCUUAGGGGAGCAACCCAUGGCUCACAGGUCACUAAGCGUCUCCAAUAUGACUAUUAAAACUGUCACCUCUGGAAAUACACUAGUGUGAGCCUUCAGCACUGCGAGAAUACCUUCAAGUACGGUAUUUUUCUUUUGGAACACUUUUUAAAACGUAUCUGUUUUUAAGGUUAUUCUAAAUUAUAGUAGCCUCAACCCCUUCUGUCACCAGUAGAAUUCAACAGUUAAUAUAUUCCAUAUUAUUUCUUUGAAUCAAUUCAUUUUCAGAGCACUUUAAAGUCUGAUAUUUCUCAAUGUGCACUGUGAUGCCUGGAACCUUCCUCUGGAAGUGCUGAUUUUAUGGACUGAGGACUGGUAACUGGUCUGUGAUAGAAGCAAAUUCCAAUUCCAAAUGUAAUUAGACAAAAAUCACUUUUUUUAGAAUGUGUUUUUAUUGUAAAAGUAUCUUUUUCAGCUUCCUGUUCUAUUGUCUUUUUUCAGAUACAACAUUUUUGUCUAUGGUGAACUGCUGUAAAUGACGCAGAGAAAUGCCUAAAAAGGACAGGUGGUUUGACUCAUGGAUGAUGAUGAUGUCACUGUGCCACUUGGACAGGGCGUUUUCUCUGAAUUGAAGGGAAAGCCAAUGGUGUUUGUAAACAAAUGCUUCUGAGAGCAAAGAAAAGUCUUCUGUGUGGGAACACAAGACAGUAAACUUAUUUAAAAACCUAUUAGUAGAAUUAGUGGAAACACUUAGGUUAAAGUGAAUCUUGUCCAUAUAAAUUAUAUUCAUAUGUAUUGCAUUGCAAUUAUAAUUACAUAUGCAGAUUGAUUGAUAGUCAUGAAUAAUAACGUCUGCUCCUCUUACAUAGAAAGAAAAACAAUAUUAAAAGAAGAUCUUCUCUUUAUUUGAGACUCAGAAUUCCUUCUAGAAGAAGGAAGUGCUUUUUGUUAUAGGAUCCCUUCUUUUCCUUUUUUUGUUUUUUUGUAAGAUGUAGAUGCUUAUUCUUUGCUUUAGAAAACUUCUCAUUUAAAAAGAUGGCAUGCACCUAGGGGAAUAAAAGGUCACCUCAGACACCAGGUGUCAUUCCUGGUGAGGCCUGCCUCGUCGGUGGCCUGGGGUCUGCCGGCAGGUUCUGGCUGCACCUGAAGGCUGCGUGCACCUUGUCCCCUGGACAGGUCUCCUUUCCUGGCCCUGCUCCAGCCCAGCCCUUCUUCUAGUAGUAGCUCUGGCUUUGCAGGCCCAGCUCCAGGCCCUGCUCCUCAGAGAGACUCUUCCAGAGCUGGAGCUGGGCACAGCCAUAAGACAGGACUGGACCAGAUGCUCCUGUAAACAUCCAGGGGUGUGCCAGGCCCACCCUCACAACUGCUUGUUCAGGUAUCAUAAUGGGCCACUCGGUCCAAAAUCAGCCAGGCCAUCUUUUCCAUCAUCUCACUUCAAAUAAACAUAAUAAUUAUAUUCGA
Molecule: messenger RNA, 3150 nt
Organism: Pan troglodytes (chimpanzee)
Lineage: Eukaryota; Metazoa; Chordata; Mammalia; Primates; Hominidae
Gene: GNB5
Product: G protein subunit beta 5
Exons: 11
Coding region: 291-1613 (440 amino acids)
Biological process (GO): signal transduction
Molecular function (GO): protein binding
Source: RefSeq, a predicted model, not a curated record